UAAAAUCAAAUGUAUAUAAUUAUGUGCAUGUUGAACAAUGGUACAAUGUAGACUUAUUCGAUGUCGCGUUUAAAUGAUCCACAUGCAGCAUAAAGUCCGAGAUUACAAUUUAAGUGGUAUUCUUUCUUAGUUUGUCGGGAUGCAUGAGAAAAGGCCAUCAGCAGUGCGUGUGUUGGUAUCAUUAUCUCUUCCUUUUUGCCUUUGGCUUUGGGCCAUUGUCGCACCCGGAUGCUUUAUCAUAAAAUGGGAAAGCACAAAAGCACUACCUGUAUCAGUUCAUAAGUAUAACCCUCUUGUACCCUCUUUGAUGAACAGUAAAUCUGACCCUCUGAACACUACGACUAAAUAUUCUCUGGAGAUGAGCAUCUUUUACGUCACUGUAUGUGAGUCUGGAGUAUGCGUACAAGUGGACUAUGAGAAACUCCCCCCAAAAUUAAGAAACAGUCUACCUGACCUGACGGAAAUUCAGAUUGAGAGCAUUUCUGCUUUGGUUCUUUGUGUGAUUGCCUUCUUUUUUCUGCUGUUGAACUUUGGAAAUUCUUCCCGAGUUGUAAAAGGGGGGAUCAGUGUGUUUUUGGCCGCUGCUGUUGAAUCUAUUAUGGUUAACCGAAUGGCCAUUGCGAAUACAACAACAAACGUAAGCAAAGUUGAAGAUGCCAUCGAUUCAAUCUGGGAUUAUGAUAGUUUUUCAUGGGACUUCCCUUACUCCCUCAUCAUUGCCUUUGUUGGCACAUUUUCCUGUUUUAUUGUACUUGACCUUUGGGGAGAUUUGUACAACAAAAUUAGACGACAGCAAACCACAGACAGUCGAGUGCUGAAAUUGUUUCCGAUCAUCAAUCCCAACAACUUCACAAUUCUGGUAGAAAGCAAAAUUACAUAGAUGCAUUAUCUGUAGCCUUAGAUAUAUCAUAUAAAUGUACCAAGAAUAUCCAACCAGUUUAUGUACGAUGCUUGAUUAAAAAUUAAUAUCACAUUGUC
Saccostrea cuccullata (small rock oyster) is the source of this 978-nucleotide messenger RNA. RefSeq lists its product as uncharacterized. The transcript has 6 exons. Lineage: Eukaryota; Metazoa; Mollusca; Bivalvia; Ostreida; Ostreidae. The record is from RefSeq and is a predicted model, not a curated record. The coding region runs from base 140 to 880 and encodes 246 amino acids.